This is a messenger RNA of Suillus discolor, 771 nucleotides long. RefSeq lists its product as uncharacterized. Bases 1 to 771 code for a protein of 256 amino acids. The record is from RefSeq and is a predicted model, not a curated record. Lineage: Eukaryota; Fungi; Basidiomycota; Agaricomycetes; Boletales; Suillaceae. The transcript has 3 exons.
AUGGCAGACCUGCAAUUUGCCUCGCGCGUUCUUGUCACUGUAAAUGAUUCAAAUACAGUCCGUGCACCCACUACAGAUAUCCUUUUACCUGCCUUCUUCAUCCUCGGACGCCAUUCCCAGCUCUUCUCGGCUGAUGGCUGGGGCCUCCAUACCUUCGGUCUGAUUUGCGAACGCCUUGGAAAGCUUGAACAGGAUGUAGAAUACAUAAAUUGUGCAAUUACUCUCCUAGAAACAGCGUACGAAGAGAAAGAGGACCCCAUAGUCGAAUGCCAAUUCGUCAUCGCACGCACCAAUGUCUACUUCCUGAAGAUGCAGGGGCAUGAAUCACAGUUUCUACGCUUGCGAUCUCAAUACGGGCCAGAGUUAGCGCCAUUCAAGAUGGGGGAUCUUCAGGCCACUAUGGUGACGCUCCAAGCUGCUUUGGAAAGCGCCCCUGACGAUCGUGUCCUUCGAGGACAGGUCACUAUUCUACUGACGCAGACGAUGUGGGCGAUUAGGACGCCCGAGUUCCGUGAGUCUGCGGACGGCUUGUUACUUGAUUGCAUCACCUCCACCCCAGGAAAUUUGAUGGCGAUCAACACUCCAGCUGGAAUGGGGAUACUCGCUGAAGGCGAUGGGCUAGUUGAUGCCGCGCUCUCAGAAAUUCCGUCACUCCCCGUGGAACAGAGACAUGAGCUCGAUCCUCGAAGACGUGUUGGCACAUCUCUUCAUGUAACAUUAUCUUGGACUGGUACGAACCCAAGUCUUGAAUUGUUGAGUGCACGAUCCUGA